UCAUCUUUUUGUUUCUUUACUGUCUUAAGCCACGAAUCUCGUAUAUCGAGCGGGGCGAGCGGGGGACAGAUACCGGCACAAACUUGUUCACAUUACUCCGGGCCCGGUCGUUCUACCGGCAAUUCGUAGUGACAAAACGUUCGGUAGAAAUGCCGGGCUCGGCAAAAAUGCCGGACCCGGGAUAAUGUGAAUAGCUUCAUAUAAAUUGUACAGCCACUAGCUCUUCCGGCAGAUUUACCGGCGCGGCAGAUCUGCCGGUCCGGCGUAGUGGGAACCCGGCCAUAGUCACAAAAGCAAUCGACGAUUCAUUGUUUUGUUACGAUGAUUACUACAAUGUACAUUUGACCGGUUAUUAAGUUGACUUUCUUUGAGUCUUCUUAAAUUAACAGAAGGUGAAAUUACUGUGUAACUCAUUCUCCAGCUUUUCGUUAUUUGUCACACCAACUGUGACUUUACGGUUGUAGGAAAACUUACGGUUUGGCGGAUCGCUGGAUCUUCACCUUCAGUUAAAGAUAAAUAUUAUCACAUGCUUCUUAACACGUUUUUUCGUGCGCCGGCCGGCUUCUUCGCAAGAUGGUAGAUAUACUUCUUCCUUUGCGGUUUGUAUAUUGUAAGUUUGUAAGAUAGGUUUAGGCGAUCAGCGGAUAUGGAGUUUCAAGUGAAAAAAGGAUAAUUUGCGGUUUAAUCUGAUAUAGGUUAUUGAACUUGUGUAGGUGUCGCGAAAGUGAAUUAAGUUUCAUAGACUAAAUGUCAAACUAUUUUUUUUAUGGACUCGUGGUCGAGGUGUUUUGAUGUUAAGAAUCUUACAACGGUGGUGAGAGAAAAUUGAAUCUCUCUUCUUGACGUAACUCCUAAAACAAAAUGCAAUUGUUUAGAUAAUGUAUCUAGUGUGGGGAAAAUCGUAACCAUUGCUCGACCAGCCUAUGAGCAAUGCGGCUUUUGGGCCUCUGGAGAGUGAGUCAAAUAAAUAACAUCUACUAUUUUGUUCAAUUACUGCCUCAGGUACUCAAUUUUCGAGAUAACAAUUCGAGAUAAAACUCCUGGCCUCUGAAACAUAUUUCCAAGUCCAGCUUAGUUACUUAUGAAAUAUCCACUAAGGCUGUGUCCCCAGUAAGCAAACUGUCAGCGGCCGACUGAGUGAGCCGCAAAUUUGCAGCGAACUGAAAUUUGAGUUAGCUGCAGACUCAAAUCAAUUUUCGUGCGUCGCAAGCAAACUUGAGAGAGUUAGCCGCUUAUUUAGCCGACCGACUUAAUUAUCACUUUACUUUUGUUGUACGAAGGGAGUGGUUGUGUUGGUCACGAUGGAUAUUUUUGAAGUAAUUGGUAUCUUAGAAGCGCUGAAAGAGGAUAAAAGGAAGCACUGGGUUCACCCAUUAUACAAGAAAAGGUUGAGCAUUGGACAAUUUCACACUCUUUAUCCAGAACUAAGGAAACAUCCAGAAAAAUUUUACGACUAUUUCAAUAUGACUUCUCAUACAUUUGAUGAAUUGCUUAAAUCUAUAACCCAGUACAUAGCUAAAAAUAAUAUCACAAGAGAUACAUUAUGUCCCGAAGAACGGCUUACUAUAACUUUGAGAUUCUUGUCAAGUGGACUAAGUUACAGAAAAAUUGCACAAGAGUUUCUUGUUGGAAAAUCGACGGUAUCGAAAAUAAUAAGUGAAACUGCAUGCAUUAUAUGGGAUAUUUUACAGCCACAGGAAAUGCCGGAACCUUCUGAAGAAUUGUGGCUAGAAAUAGCAAAACGAUAUUAUAAAAAAACCAACUAUCCUAAUUGUAUAGGAUCUAUCGAUGGCAAGCAUAUCCGUAUUAGAAAACCACCAAAAAGUGGGUCUAACUAUUUUAAUUAUAAGAAGUUCUUCUCAAUUGUUCUGUUAGCCGUAGCAGAUGCAAACUGUUCUUUUAUAGCUAUUGAUGUAGGUGCUUGCGGACGAAAUGCUGACAGUAAUAUAUUUAAAGAAAGUGGUUUUGGCAAAAAAUUGGCGUGUGGGUCUCUGAAGAUUCCUAACUCAACUAAAUUGCCUAAUUCAAAUGGAUUGCCCCAACCUUUCGUGUUUCUUGGAGAUGAGGCAUUUGGAUUACAAAAGCAUAUCUUGAGGCCUUUUCCUAAUAAAAGUUUAAAUAAGGAAGAGCGAAUUUACAAUUAUCGUCAUAGUCGAGCUAGGAGAUGCGUGGAAUGUGCAUUCGGCAUCCUAACAAGCAAAUGGAGAGUUCUGCAUACACCGAUCGCUACUAAUGUGAAUACAACCAUCGCUAUCGUAAAAGCCGUUUGUAUUUUACAUAAUUUUGUCAUAGCAAGAGAACAAGCACAAUAUGCACAUAUUUCGCGACGUACCUCAACAACUCUUACAAGUUCAAGGAGCCAAAUUAUUACUGUAUCAAAUUCUGGAAAAACAACAAGAGAAAACUUUAAAAACUAUUUUCUUAACGAAGGAAAGCUAUCCUGGCAAGAGAAAUAUUUGUAAGUUGUAGCUACAGGAAGAAAUAGUGUAACGGAGUGUGUAAAGCCGUAAAUACUAUGUAAAUUAUGAUACUUUGUUUUAUGUAGUGAGUGAUACAAGUAUAUUGUUGAAUAAAUAAUAAAUUCAUUAGAAUGGAA
This is a messenger RNA of Bicyclus anynana (squinting bush brown), 2596 nucleotides long. RefSeq lists its product as uncharacterized. NCBI's taxonomy places the organism in Eukaryota, Metazoa, Arthropoda, Insecta, Lepidoptera, Nymphalidae. The record is from RefSeq and is a predicted model, not a curated record. The coding region runs from base 1302 to 2462 and encodes 386 amino acids. The transcript is spliced from 2 exons.